AUUGUGGAUAUGUGACAGUUGAGGAGAGGUUAGAAAACUGUUUACAUCAGAAAUGAAGCUCCAAAAUUUUGAGUAAAACGAUCUUUUAUCGGUUAAUAUUCCUGAAAAAUUAUGGUAGAAUAUAGAGGAUUAUUUAGGUAAUAAAUAAUGUUAAAGGAUAAAAUAAUGGAGUCCGAAAUAGACGUUAGAAAAAUCCGCAUCGAGGAUCAAAAUCCAAUUAUUCAAGAAUAUGCGGAGAUUGUCGACACUCUGAAAGAGGAAUUAACCAUUUGUAAGACAGAACAAAUUCAAUUGAGACAUGAAAUAGAAACGCUUCGCACUGAAAGUAAAAACGCAGGCGACCUCGCACGAGAUUGUUUCGCCCGGUGUCUUUCUGAAAACUCUGAUGUUAAUUUACCCGACAAGGAAAUGCUCGAGAAUCUCGAAAAACGAGUAGCAAUUCUCCAAAUGGAGAAAGAUUCCAUGUUCCAACUGUGGCAAAUGUCACUGAAAGCAAUCGACGUUUUGGAAGAGGAACUCAAAUCAUUCCAAAAAGACGGGAAAGCUUCCAGAAUUCACGAAGAUCAAGUGAAUCACGUCAAGCAAUCAUACUCAGAUGCUAUUAACGCCCUCGAAGGGAAACUUAUUCAAGCCAAGGAGCAUUUUCUCAAACAUCAAGCGCUUUGGGAAUCGAGCAAAGAAAAACUGGAAGAACUAAAAAAAGAGAAGGAAGAUCUCAAGCAGCAACUUUCUCUCCAUCAAAAAGAAUCUCUCGAAAAAGAUAGAAUUAGUCAAAACACCAUAGAUUCUCUGAAGGAAGAAUUGAGAAAAGCAAAACUUGAUUCUGAAAGAUUGCACCAAAGAAAAUCGGAAUUGGAAGAGAAAUUAAGCGGAGCGCAAAAAUUCGCAGCUGGUCUUCUCGUCAAAGAUACUGAGGCAAAAAGCAAAGUAUCAGAAGCAAUUGAAUUGGUCGAAUCAGCUGUGAGAGAAAAGGAAUUAUCGCUUUUAAGAGAAGCUCAACUUUCCGAAGAGAUGAAAAAAUUAGAGGCCCGUUUGUCCAGCAUAUCAGACGAAUACACUGCUUGUCUCGACAAGGAAGUUGCCAAAAUAAAAGAAGGUUUCGAGCGCAACAUCAAGAGAUAUUCUCUGGAGUUGAAGGAACUGAAACUCGAACUGAGGCAGAAGGAAACGCUCCUGGAUCGAGCACAGAGAGAAUGCAGGCUCGUGGAAGAGGAAUUGAACCGCGUUCGUCACAGUUCCGACGAUUAUUUGCAUCAAGCUAAUUCAAAAAUUGUGGACUUGGAGCAGAAGCUCAAGGAUUCAGAGUACAAGUUCCAAAAUUGUGAGGAAAUUUGUCAGAAGAAGUAUCAUGAGAAAAAUAGAACCCUGGAGCACCGGAUUUUUGAACUCGAGCAGAGUUUGUCUAUUUCAAAUGACAGGUUCCAGCGACUGCAAUUGAAUAGUUCGAGGGAUGUUGAGGAUCGAGUGAAGGAGUCAGAUGAGCGAACGAAAGAAGCUCUGAGUAGAUAUUCGAAUUUGGAAAGAAAAUUAGCGAGAGUUCUUGAUGAGAAAGAAAAUUUAUCAUUGGAAUUGCGUUCCUUGCAAUCUACUUUUGAUCGAGAAUUGCAAAAGAGGGAACAAGAGAGGAAAGUCGUGGAGAGUAAAGUUAGGGAUUUGCAAGAGGAUUUACGAAAGGCUGUCAAUUUAAAAACUGGGAUUGGUGUUAGGAAUUUGGAGAGUCUUGAUAAAGGGAUUAAUCCUGAUUUGCAUCUGAGAGUUCUGCAAGAAAGAUUUGAUGAGAAAACGAAAGAAUUGACUCAUCUGGUAGAAAUUCAUCAAAAAUUAAGUACAAAGUGGAAAGAGGAAGCAAAAUUGCUCACGACAAAAUUUCAGACUCGUUCCAAAGAAUUACGUAGUAAAAUUAACGCCUUAAAAAAAGAAAAUGACGAAUUAAACCGAGAAUUACUGUCUUGUCGUCAACAAUUGGCGAGAUGUAGAGUCCAAGCUAUCCACAGGCUCGAUCAAGGUGAUGGAAGCAGGUGACGAUAUAAAAAAGCAGCCAAAGUACUUCCGUCCGUAAAAGAAUAUCAAACUGUAUAUAUUUCAUAUUUAUUAAUAAGAUUAUUUUAUUGUGAAAAUACAUUUUGGUACAGUUUAAAGC
This is a messenger RNA of Belonocnema kinseyi, 2140 nucleotides long. RefSeq names its product autophagy-related protein 23-like. Lineage: Eukaryota; Metazoa; Arthropoda; Insecta; Hymenoptera; Cynipidae. The transcript has 5 exons. The coding region runs from base 148 to 2022 and encodes 624 amino acids. Gene Ontology annotation, cellular component: centriole. Gene Ontology annotation, biological process: clustering of voltage-gated sodium channels; cilium assembly. The record is from RefSeq and is a predicted model, not a curated record.